AUGGAUCUGCCCGUUCACGAUGUCCUUAUUAUAGGUAGCGGGCCCUGUGGCCUCGCAGUAGCCAGUCGUCUCAAAGAAGAGACGCCUGGCUCGCUUUUUACAGACUCAGAGCAUCAGCGAUUCCAUUUUAUGAAAGUUUCCAACAAAUCUCGGCAAACAACAAAAUGGCCAACAAUUCCAGGUAAAGGCUUGGACAUUGUAGUCCUUGAUGCUCAAGGAGAUAGUUGGAUGCAUUCUUGGAACCAGAAUUUUGAAAAACUGAAGAUUAGCCAUUUAAGAAGUCCCAUGUUUUUUCACCCAGAUCCCAGUGAUCGUGAUGGUCUGCGAGCCUUUGCUUUUUUAAAGGGAAGAUUAAAUGAACUCAAGGAAAUCGAGGGUGUGGUUGGCAAGGAGCUAAGUAAACAUCAAAGAAAACAAAAGCAAAAGAACAGGGACAAUUCUCAGCCUCAUAUUACUUAUCUGGACGAGCGUUACCGUGAUGACUAUUUUAGGCCUAGUCAGUCUCUCUUCAAGGCAUAUUGUGAGGAUAUUGUCGAUCGUUAUGGUAUAUCAAAAAUCGUACAAAAGUCACAGGUCAACUCAAUUAACUUUGAUGCGGAUCAAGAGAUCUUCUCACUCAAAACGUCGACAGGUGAAAAAAAGGCUCGCAUAGUUGUUCUUGCUGUCGGUUCAGCUUUAGAGCCUCAUCUACCUCUAGAUUGUCCUUUCAGUGUCGCACCAAGUGUUACACAUAUAAUGAGCUCCGAUAAUUAUCCAAACGUCUUGCCCUUAAAGAAAUCUAAUAAAUCUGUUAAAACGAUUGUUAUCGUCGGUGGCGGUCUAACAAGCGCCCAAGUCGCAAAACUCGCGGCUGAUGAAGGAAUUUCAAAAAUCUACCUAAUUCUUCGAGGUUCCUUUAAGACAAAACAUUUUGACGUGGAUCUUCAUUGGCUAGCUAAAUUCAGGAACAAAAGUAUGAAUGAGUUCUAUUAUGCAGACUCCGACGAAGAAAGAUGGGAGAUUAUGAAAUCUGCUAGAGGUGGAGGAAGUGUUAAUCCAGAAUUUAAGGAAGUUGUUGAAAAGCUCCAAAAGCAAGGAAGAUUGGUUUUAAAAGUUCAUACAACCGUUGAAGAAGCUAAAUGGGAGGAGAAUAUAUGUUCGUGGAGUAUUAGCCUCAAAACAAAGUGUGAUAGCCCGGAAAAAAUACAAGCAGACCAUGUCAUUUACGCUACAGGCACACCAGUCAGUAUAAGCUCGCUUCCAGCUAUCCAACCACUUUUUGAACAAUAUCCUAUCAACACGGUUGGUGGCAUGCCCUGUCUGACAGAUGAAUUAAUGUGGAAAGAGGGUGUCCCGUUAUUUGUUACUGGUAAACUGGGAGGAUUGAGACUUGGUCCUGCCGCUGGCAAUCUAGAAGGUGCAAGAUUAGGUGCUGAAUUUAUAGCUGGUAAAAUAGCCGAUCUAUUACCUCUCUGGAAAGUCAAGAAUGAAGACCAUGGUUAUUCAGCCAAAUUGUUUGGAGAUCAUGAUGUUGACAUGACAAGAUUAGGCUUAGGACAAGCUAAUCAGUUUGACAUUCUCGGGAAGUCUCCCCAAGACCCUCAGCUGGAUGAGUAA
Messenger RNA from Blumeria graminis f. sp. triticale, 1596 nucleotides. NCBI's taxonomy places the organism in Eukaryota, Fungi, Ascomycota, Leotiomycetes, Helotiales, Erysiphaceae. The record is from the annotation of a GenBank genome assembly.